Molecule: messenger RNA, 2002 nt
Organism: Leptopilina heterotoma
Lineage: Eukaryota; Metazoa; Arthropoda; Insecta; Hymenoptera; Figitidae
Product: odorant receptor 67a-like
Exons: 5
Coding region: 679-1812 (377 amino acids)
Biological process (GO): sensory perception of smell; detection of chemical stimulus involved in sensory perception of smell
Cellular component (GO): plasma membrane
Molecular function (GO): olfactory receptor activity; odorant binding
Source: RefSeq, a predicted model, not a curated record
CUUAUGAUGAUGAUCAAUUGCAUCAGAAAUUUGAAAUUUACCAUCAUCAAAUUUACCAUCAAGUUUUUAGUAACAGAAAUUCCACAUCAAGAAUUAACAAAGUUAAUAACAAAAUUUUGUUUGUAGCUACCAUUGAUUCUAUUAUUCUAGUCCAAAUAAAAUAUUAGUCUGAAAGAGUAUUUUCUUCUUUAGAACAGGUAUUAACAAUGUUUUCAGCUCUGCGUCAAUAUUUCGACUGAAUAAUAAUUUUCCCCUUUGUAUAGAGUUUCAUCGUUAAUAAUAAAUUCAUGAAGAGAAAGAAUUUAUUAUCCCCCUUGAAAUGCAAUUUAUAGGAAAAGACAAUUUGCCUAUUAAUUCCUUACAUCCCUUCGGAACGUAAAUCAAUUUUAAAAGAGAACUUUCAAUACUUUGUCCUCAGAAAUUAUUAAUAGAAACUCAGAAAUUAUUAAUAGAAAUUUAUUAUCUAAAGUGGAGAGAAGACGACUUUUCUAAUUCUAUCUAUAUAAUACAAAGUAUGCGUCAAAUAUCAUGUCUACUUUUCACGCAACAGUUUUCUUUACCCUUUGUCCAUCAUUUCACUACAAAGUAUUAAAAACCAAUCGAACUAAAUUUUAAAUUUAAAUAAAAAAAGAUCUUAAUUUUAAAUUACAAUAAUUCCUUUGUUAUUAAAAUAAAAAUAUGCACACGGCGAAAAUUUCAUUAACUAUUUUUAAAUUUAUUGGCAUUUGGCCGGAGAAAAAUUCACAAGGAUUUUUUACAAUCUACAAUUUCUAUGUUUUCUUCAUAAUAACAACUUUAUUUGCAUUAAUUGUUUCAAAUUUAGUUUACACUCUAAAGCAAAAUUUCACGGCAGAUGAAUUUACGGAAAGUUUCUUUUUUUCUUCUGCCAUUAUAAUUGAUUGUAUCAAAAUAAUAGUGCUUUACAGGCAGCAUAAAGAAAUUUAUAAGGUAACAAAUUAUAUAAACGGAAAACAAUUUCAACCACGAGAUUCAAAUGAAAUUAGUAUACAAAAUAAAUUCUACAAUAUUGAAAGGUCAUCAACAAUAAUAUUGUCAUUUACUAUAAUUGCAACAUGUGUAUCAAAAGCAAUAUUUCCAUUUGUAAAGGGAUUGAAACCAUCGUCAUUUUUUCAAGCCUGGGUUCCUUAUGAUCUUGAAAAUAGAUUUUUCUUUUGGCUAACAUUUGUAAUACAAAAUUUUGGAUUGCUUAUAUGUGGACAAGCAACAGUUGCGUGCGAUACUUUUAUUCUAGCAUUGAUUUUGAGAAUAUGUGCCGAAAUUGACGUUCUAGUAUACAGAAUGGAAAUAUUUCCAGAAAUGUGUAAAAAAUCAUUUAUUAAUUAUUCGAAAACAGAAAAAAUAGUUCUCAAUGAAUGGAUCCAGCAUCAUGAGUCUCUAUACAGAAUAAAAGAUGAUUUGAACAAUAUUUAUAAUUUCGUAUUUUCCCUUCAAAUAAUUUUCACAACUCUUGUCAGUUGUGUUAUGACAGUUCAGCUAACGACGGUAAAAAUAAUAACGAUGAAAUUUUGGUCUGCGGUAAUGAUUUUAUCCGCUAUUUUAAUUCAAAUUUCUAUAAUGUGUGUCAGUGGAGAUUUGGCAAUAGAAAAGAGUCGAAAUAUUAGCACUGCAAUUUUUAAAAUUGAUUGGAUUUCACUAACCAGAAGUACUAAACUGAGUCUAGUACAAAUAAUUCUACGAACUAAUAAACCAAUCGAAUUUACAGCUGGAAGGAUAGUUCCGCUAUCAAUUGAUACAUUGAGUUCCAUACUGCGACUGGCAUAUUCAAUUUACAAUUGUUUAUCAAGGCACUAAACGUUAUGUCUUCUGCAUAAUUAUAUAGUCUGUUGUACAACAUUAGAACUACAAAUAAAAUUUAUUCUUGAAUUCCUCAAUUAAAAUAUGGAACAAUUGUAAAAAAUUUUCUUUAAUCCCUUAGAUUUUUUUUUUUAGCGAAAAAAUGGUUUUCGUGGAAAAUAAUUAUAGCUUUUAGCUGAGAAAUGCU